Molecule: messenger RNA, 1245 nt
Organism: Penicillium cinerascens
Lineage: Eukaryota; Fungi; Ascomycota; Eurotiomycetes; Eurotiales; Aspergillaceae
Product: putative para-hydroxybenzoate-polyprenyltransferase Coq2
Exons: 1
Coding region: 1-1245 (414 amino acids)
Biological process (GO): ubiquinone biosynthetic process
Cellular component (GO): mitochondrial inner membrane
Molecular function (GO): 4-hydroxybenzoate polyprenyltransferase activity
Source: RefSeq, a predicted model, not a curated record
AUGCUAUUCCUCACCUCUUCCCGCCUCUCCCUCUCACGCGCGCGAUUAUCUCCAUGCUGCAGGAGGACGUACAUCGGCAGUCGACGCAGUGGAAACUUGUCGCCUAUUCCCUCCGGUCCAUCUGCAGUAACGCAGCGUGCUCGCCCUUCCCGAUGCCAUCCUACGCGUGCGGCACAGAUGGUCCCGGGACACGGCUCGCGGGUCUAUUCUACAGCGAUACACCCUUUGGAGGCGAGCGCAAAGACGGAUAACCCGGUAACACAUUAUACUCCGCCCCAAACGGGCUUGAUCGCUUCCUUGCCCCGUUCAUGGAUACCCUAUGCUGAGUUGAUUCGGCUCGAUAAACCCACGGGCACGUAUUAUCUGUUCUUCCCGACGCUCUUUUCCACCCUUCUUGCGGCCCCCAUGGCCACCGGUGUAGCUCCGAUACAAGUGCUUGGAACAGCAGGGCUCUUCUUUACGGGAGCGUUGAUCAUGCGCGGCGCGGGGUGCGCCAUCAAUGAUCUGUGGGACAGGAAUCUGGAUCCUCAUGUUGAACGGACCAAGUUCCGUCCCAUUGCCAGAGGGGCACUAUCGCCGCCAAAGGCAGUGCUCUUUACCGGCACUCAGUUACUGGCCGGCCUCGCCGUACUCCUUCAAUUCCCUUCCCAGUGCCUUUGGUAUGGAAUUCCCAGCCUGCCCAUUGUGGUUGCUUAUCCGUUGGCCAAACGCGUUACCAACUAUCCCCAGUUUGUCUUGGGCCUAGCGUUCUCGUGGGGUGCAAUUAUGGGAUUCCCAGCAUUGGGUGUGGAUCUACUGGCCAACCAGGAUGCCUUUCUGGCCGCAGGGGCCCUGUAUUCCAGCUGUGUGGCGUGGACUGUGCUGUAUGACAUGAUAUAUGCGCAUAUGGACAUCAGGGACGACGUGGCUGCCGGAAUCAAGUCAAUUGCUCUCCGCCACGAACACAACACCAAGGCGGUCCUGACUGGUCUGGCACUGGCUCAGGUGUCCCUCCUCGGGGCCGCCGGGUUUGCCGCAGGUUGUGGGCCCGUCUUCUUCGUCGGAAGCUGCGGCAGUGCCAUUCUGUCGCUGGGGCUCAUGAUUUGGAAGGUUCAGCUGAAGAAUGUGAAUAAUUGCUGGUGGUGGUUCAAGAAUGGAUGCCUCCUGACUGGUGGAGGUAUUACCUUGGGUCUCCUCGGCGAGUAUGCGACACAAUACCUGGGUUUGUACGAUAGCACUGGACCUUCAGAGUCCGAGUCGACAUAA